AUGUUGAACAGGAUACCCAUAAAACGAAUAGUAAGAUCAACAAGAUUAUUCACCACAGCUCCAGCACCAACAUAUCAAACAUCAGUACUACCUAAUGGAUUAACAGUAGCUAGUGAAUCAAUGCCAGGAACUAAAACUGCAACUGUCGGAGUAUGGAUUAAUGCAGGUUCAAGAGCUGAUAAUCCUAAAUCCAGUGGAACUGCACAUUUUUUAGAACAUUUAGCUUUCAAAGGAACGAAUAAAAGAACACAAUUAAAUUUAGAGUUAGAAAUUGAAAAUUUAGGAUCACAAAUUAAUGCAUAUACAAGUAGGGAAAACACAGUUUAUUACACUAAAUGUUUAUCAGAAGAUUUGAAUCAAAAUGUAGAUAUAUUAAGUGACUUGCUAACUAAGUCAAAAUUGGAGACAAGAGCUAUUGAAAAUGAAAGACAUGUUAUUUUACAAGAAAGUGAUGAAGUUGAUAAAAUGUAUGAUGAAGUUGUAUUUGAUCAUUUACAUUCUGUUGCAUUUAAAAAUCAAGAUUUAGGUAGAACUAUAUUGGGACCAAGAGAUUUAAUCAAAACUAUAAAUAGAGAAGAUUUGAGAAGUUAUAUUACAACAAAUUAUAAGGGAGAUCGAAUGGCUUUAAUCGGAGUUGGUAGUAUAAAUCAUGAAGAAUUAGUGAAAAUGGGUGAAAAAUAUUUCGGUGAUAUAAAAAAAUCAGAUAAACCUUUCAAACAAAGUGGCGAUGAUUUACCAAUAUUUUAUGGAGAAGAAAUUAGAGUACAAGAUGAUGCAUUACCAACAACUCAUGUUGCAUUAGCAGUUGAAGGUGUAAGUUGGUCAGCUCCAGAUUUUUUUGUUGCUUCGGUUGCAAAUGGUAUAAUUGGUUCAUGGGAUAGAUCAAUAGGAAUUGGUUCAAAUUCUCCAUCACCUUUAGCUGUAACAGCAGCAACAGGUGGACCAAAUAAUACCCCCAUAGCCAACUCUUAUAUGGCUUAUACAACAUCAUAUGCAGAUACUGGAUUAUUAGGAGUUUAUUUUACAGCUGAAAGUAAUGCAAAUUUAAAAAUAUUGAUAGAUGCAAUUCAAAAAGAAUGGGGUAGAUUAAGUCUUGGUAAUAUAACUGACGAUGAAGUGGAAAGAGCAAAAGCUCAAUUAAAAGCUUCUUUAUUACUAGCAUUAGAUGAUUCAACAGCUAUUGCUGAAGAUAUAGGUAGACAAGUUGUAAAUACAGGUUAUAGAUUAUCACCAGAAGAUGUCUUUGCAAGAGUCGAAUCAAUAACGAAAGAUGACGUUGUGAAUUGGGCUAAUUAUAGAUUGAAAAAUAGACCAAUUGCAUUAGCUGCUGUUGGAAAUGUUAAAACUAUUCCAUCACUUUCAGAAAUAACAAAAGGUAUGAAUUUUAAAUAA
Molecule: messenger RNA, 1392 nt
Organism: Lodderomyces jiufengensis
Lineage: Eukaryota; Fungi; Ascomycota; Pichiomycetes; Serinales; Debaryomycetaceae
Gene: MAS1
Product: Mas1p
Exons: 1
Coding region: 1-1392 (463 amino acids)
Cellular component (GO): mitochondrion
Molecular function (GO): metalloendopeptidase activity; metal ion binding
Source: RefSeq, a predicted model, not a curated record